Molecule: messenger RNA, 1928 nt
Organism: Aspergillus ibericus CBS 121593
Lineage: Eukaryota; Fungi; Ascomycota; Eurotiomycetes; Eurotiales; Aspergillaceae
Product: homoserine O-acetyltransferase family protein
Exons: 1
Coding region: 160-1740 (526 amino acids)
Biological process (GO): L-homoserine metabolic process
Molecular function (GO): L-serine O-acetyltransferase activity; homoserine O-acetyltransferase activity
Source: RefSeq, a predicted model, not a curated record
UGCCGGUCCGGCUUGGCAGGCGACCCCGGGGCGGGCAGUGACAGCCGACUGGAUGCGAUCACGUCAUCUCACCCGCAGCAUAAUUUUCCCCCCCCGGAUUUCUUGUCUGCCCGGACUCCCUAACCACGCUCGUCAACGCUACGUUGUUUCUGGCUCACCAUGGGCCCCUCAGGCAUCGCUCGUUCGGCUCCCCGAGCGUGGAAAGUUGCUGCGCGGCUCAAUCAGCGCGAGAGCCUUGCGACCCUGUCGGGAAGUCGUCGGAUCCCGAUCCCUCCGUCCACGGUCAAUCCCGCAAACCAUCGGCCGCUGCACCAUGCCCCGUCGCGAAAGUCACAAUCGGCCACGGCCUCGAAUCCCGCCAUGUCGUUCCCCUGUCUUGACGCCCAGGAUGCAAAGUCCGCUCAACUCUCCGCGCGGUCACUCCAAUCGGGCCCCGAACCUUCCUACACCACCGGUCACCACGAACAGUUUCACUGCGAACAACCCUUGCUGCUGGACUGGGGUGGUGUGCUUCCGGAAUUCGAUGUUGCUUACGAAACAUGGGGCCAGCUGAAUCUCGAGAAGAGCAACGCCAUCCUGCUACACACCGGUCUGUCCGCCUCCAGCCACGCUCACAGCACCGAAGCCAACCCCAAGCCCGGCUGGUGGGAGAAGUUUAUCGGGCCCGGCAAGCCUCUUGACACUGAUAAAUACUUUAUUAUUUGUACCAAUGUGAUCGGAGGAUGCUAUGGCAGUACUGGCCCUUCAUCGAUCGAUCCCUCUGACGGUAAGCGAUACGCUACCCGUUUCCCUAUUCUCACCAUCGACGAUAUGGUGCGGGCACAAUUUCGUCUCCUCGACUUUCUCGGUAUCAACAAGCUGUACGCCUCCGUCGGAUCCAGCAUGGGUGGCAUGCAGAGUCUUGCUGCCGGUGUGCUCUUCCCCGAGCGAAUCGGCAAGAUCGUCAGCAUCAGUGGAUGUGCGCGGAGCCACCCAUACAGCAUUGCCAUGCGACACACCCAGCGGCAGGUCCUCAUGAUGGACCCGAAAUGGGCCCGGGGAUUCUAUUACGACUCGAUCCCGCCUCACUCGGGCAUGAAGCUUGCCAGAGAGAUCGCCACAGUCACAUACCGGAGUGGACCGGAGUGGGAGAACCGAUUCGGCCGCAAGCGUGCAGACCCCAGCAAGCAGCCUGCUCUCUGCCCGGACUUCCUGAUCGAGACAUACCUGGACCAUGCGGGAGAGAAGUUCUGCUUGGAAUAUGAUCCCAACAGUCUACUUUAUGUGUCGAAGGCAAUGGACCUGUUUGACCUCGGCUACGCCCACCAAUCCGAGACCAAGAAUCGGAGGGCUGAGUAUGAGGCUAAGAUUGCCGAGGGAGGAAAGACUCUUCGCGAAAGCGACAUCGCAUGCAGCCUGACCCUUCCGGAGAAGCCAUACGAGGAGCAACCGUCCGUGACGGCAUCCACUCCUGCGAUGGCUCAGGCUGUUGGUGGAGAGGCUAACCCCGACGCGCCGCCGCGGGAUCUUGUCGCUGGUCUUGCGCCCCUCAACAACCACCCGGUUCUGGUGAUGGGUGUUGCCAGUGACAUCCUGUUCCCCGCCUGGCAGCAGCGAGAAAUCGCACAAACCCUUCGGGCUGCUGGGAACGAGAAUGUCGAGCACAUCGAACUCGGAGAGGACGUCUCGCUGUUUGGUCACGACACAUUCCUUCUGGACCUGAAGAACAUCGGCGGUGCCGUCGAGAGGUUCCUGCGGUAAGCGGACUCUAGAUUGGUCUUCCAUAUGAUCAUGAUGAAAGCGGGCGAUACUUUGCAUUUAGCGUGAUGUAUUCCAUUGUGUAUCUUCUACCUACUCUGCUUGCUGGGGAUCACGGAACCCGCCCCUGCGGCUCCAUCCAACGACCAUGUAUCGUUCUCCAUAUUUAUAAUUUUAGACUUGCACGAAAG